AUGACAUAUAAUAAUAGUAAUAGUAAAAAUAAAAUAAAAAAUAAAUAUUAUAAGCAAGAAGAUGAAACAAUAAAUGAAGAUGAAAAUGAUAUUAAAGAAGAAGAAGAAGAAGAAGAGGAAAAAGAAGAAAAAGAAGGAAAUAUUAAUAAUAACAAUAAUAGCAAUAAAAUCAACAUUGAAAAAGACACCAAUUUUAUAGAUAAAACAAAUCUUGGAAAUGGUGAAGGAGAUAGUGGUGGUGGGGGUGGUGAUAGUGGUGGUGGAUGUGGAGGUGGUGGUAAUGAUGAUGGAAAGGAAAAAAAAAAUAAAUUAAAGGCAAAUGAACAUGCUCCAAAAAUAUUAUCAUCAUAUUCAAUUUCAAGUAGUUGUGGUAACCCUCAUCAUUCUGAAACAUCCACCACUCCAAAACAACCAAUGACAACUACAACCACAACAACAACAGCUAGUACGGCAAAUUCAUUAUCUUCAUUAAAUACAUCAAGUUCAUUAGGGGCAAGUAGUAGUGGAAUUUUAAAUACCUCAAAUGAAAAUACACCAAUAAUUGGUGGUGUUUUAAAAAUUGAUAACGAAAUUUUAUUAAAUUCUGGUCAUAAGAAAACAUUACCAUUAUUUAAUUUAAUUUGUUUAACAAUUUGUUUUUUAGGUGUCCAAUUUGGAUGGGCAUUACAAAUUGCAUUUAGUACACCAUUAUUUUUAGAGUUAGGAGUUGAACAAAAAUGGGUAUCAUAUAUUUGGUUAGCAGGUCCAAUAUCAGGAUUAAUUGUCCAACCUUUGGUAGGUGUAAUAACAGAUAGGUCAGAAUGUAGAUUUGGAAGAAGGAAACCAUUCAUUUUAAUUGGUUCAGUAUUUAUAUCAAUUGGUUUAGUUUUAAUUUCAAACGCAGAAACAUUUGGUUCAUAUUUUGGUGAUUCAGAACAAAAGAAAUCAAUUGCAAUUUCAAUAGCUAUUGUUGGAUUUUGGAUAUUAGAUUUAUCAAAUAAUGCAGUUCAAGCACCAUGUAGAGCAUUAUUAGUUGAUAUUGCAGCACCAUCUCAACAAAGUUUAGGUAGUUCAUUAUUUUCAUUGAUGUUGGGUACUGGUAAUUUAUUAGGAUAUAUGAUGGGUUCAAUUGAUUUGGUUAGAAUGGUUCCAUUUAUGAAGACAGAUACGAGAGCAUUAUUUACACUAUCAAUUAUGGUAUUAUUAUUUUGUGUAGUGAUGACAUUAGGGUUUGUAACAGAGGAACAAUAUAUUAGGGUAAAUGAAGAUCAAUCAGUUGAAAACCCAUUAAAGACAAUGUUUAAGGGUAUUGUUAAAAUGCCCACAUAUUUACAAAGAUUAUGUGCCGUUCAAUUCUUUUCAUGGAUUGGGUGGUUUUCGUUUGUACUUUUCAUUACAACUUGGGUUGGCGUAAAUGUUUUCGGUGGUGAUCCAAAUGCACCCGAGUAUUCAGAUUCAAGGAUAUUAUUUCAAGAUGGUGUUCGUUGGGGUUCAUUAUCAUUAACGAUUAGUAGUGGAAUAACGAUUGCAGUUUCAUUGUUAAUACCGUUUUUAGUGAAGUUCAUAGAUAUGAAAUACAUUUAUAUUGGUGGUAAUCUUUUACAAUGUAUUUUCUUUGCAUUGUUUUAUUUUGUUGAAUCGAAAAUUGGUUCAUUACUAUUAAUUGCAUCAACUGGUAUUCCAUGGGCUAUUGUUAUGAUUUUACCAUUUUCAAUUGUAGGUAUGGGUGUUGAAGAUAAUGAAAGUAGUGGUCUCAAUAUUGGUACAUUAAAUAUAUUCGUUGUAGUUCCACAAAUGGUAGUAUCUUUAGGUAUUGGUUUAAUUUUAGAUUUAUCAAAAGGAAAUGUGGUUUAUUCAUUAUUGACCGGUUCCGUUGCUUCCUUCUUUGCAACCUUAUUUUGUUUUAGAAUAAUAAUACCAAAACAUCAUGGUCAUCCAAUUGGUGAUAUUGAAGAAAUUCAUUUUAAUAUAGAAAAUAAUAAUUCAGGAAAUAAAUAUUCACCAAUGUAUAAAUCUGAUAAUAAUAAUAAUAAUAAUACUAAUAAUAAUAAUAAUAAUAAUAAUAAUAAUAAUAAUAAUAAUAAUAAUAAUAAUAAUAAUAAUAAUAAUAAUUUUAAUAAUAAUAAUAAUAACAAUAGUGAUAAUAAUAAUAAUAAUCAAUCAAUAAUUAAUAAUAAUAAAAUCGAUAACAAUAAAAGCCCUAAUCAAAAAGAUAUUGAACCAAUAUUAAAUUUAAAUGAUAGUUAUCAAGUUAACCAAAGCCAACAAUCUUAUUCAAAUUAUUAA
Dictyostelium discoideum AX4 is the source of this 2265-nucleotide messenger RNA. RefSeq lists its product as hypothetical. The transcript is spliced from 3 exons. Gene Ontology annotation, cellular component: membrane. Gene Ontology annotation, biological process: sucrose transport. The coding region runs from base 1 to 2265 and encodes 754 amino acids. NCBI's taxonomy places the organism in Eukaryota, Evosea, Eumycetozoa, Dictyosteliales, Dictyosteliaceae. The record is from RefSeq and is a predicted model, not a curated record.